This is a messenger RNA of Porites lobata, 2225 nucleotides long. The record is from the annotation of a GenBank genome assembly. Lineage: Eukaryota; Metazoa; Cnidaria; Anthozoa; Scleractinia; Poritidae.
AUGAGAAGAUAUGGCUUAGACAUUGACAAAAGAAACAAUCGCGGUGAAACACCACUGAUUCUAGCAGAAAGACUUGGACACUUUUGGUGCGCUGAGCUUCUUCGGGUCAGCGGCAAAGCCAGCACUAAAGCACGUGAUGACGUCAUGUUUAAGAAUGCUGAGCAAUGGAGAUACAUCUGCACAGAACUGACGCCAUUAAAGCUUUCAUCUUCCUUUCGGUUAGAAAAAUCAACAUAAUUUUUGCUUUAUUUGUUAUUAAAUACCACAUCAUAUUUUCACCCUCCUGGUACUGCAUUUCACCCUACGAAUCCUCCUCACUAACUGUCAUACAUUUUUUUUAUGGCGCUAUUCAGGAGACUUGAAGUGAAUUUCUAGGAGGGAAUUGUCAUUACAACUUAACAAUGACUUUAUUAGGAUCUUAUCAGGAUCUCUUUAAAGAUCCUUAGAGGGAAAUAACUAUUCAAGAAAGAAAGAGAAAAGAGAGGAUUGCAUUUGUUCUUCCCUUUGAUUUCCCUCGUAUAUCUGAAGGCGGACGUCAAAAGACAUUUUUAGACCUUUUCGUAGACUAAAACUAGUUUUCAGGAAAUGAGGCAAGGAAUAUCUAUUUAGGUUAGCCUACGUAGCUGGUGGAAUUGUUCGUCCUCGCGAGUGAGGUUUUGGCGGAGAAGCUACCAUUCACAGCGAGAAGAAAACGCCGAAGGGGUGAGCGAGAUCCCCAUUCUACGCGGGGACUGGUAACUUCUCUAUAUCGCCACCUCUGUCUCGAUAAGCGCUGACGUGACGAUCCCGCCAGCUACGCAGGCUAGUGUCUAGGUUGAAAAAACGAUAAUUUAGAGCCACCAUGGUUGUUUUAAUUUUGUUCUUGCUUUUAAGCGCAAAGUUUCCGAAGGUUUCCAGACAGCUCUUAGUAAAUAAUAACAUCAAGAGACCAAAUUCAGCAAAUCAGAAAACGCAACUCUUUGGAGAAGGGAAAAAGCAAACUGCUAACGCGGGUAAGUCGAAUCAGCAUAGCUCAUCAUUAGCGAGCUUACGCAAAGACGUUUUUGAGCCACGCACGUUAACCGGAAGUAAACUUUCUUCAUUCUUGGGCAGUGGUUUUUGCCCAAAGUUUGACGCAAAUCGUCUGUAUAAGAGUAUGGACAGAUAGCCAAACAAAUUUGGUAGCGUUAGGGCAUAGUAUAAGAGGAGAACGCAUCACUUCCGGUUGACGGGCGGCGCUCAAAACAUCUUUGCUUAACUACCACAAACAGUGUCAAAAAAGGGUUUACAAACAUAGUUUUUUAGUUCCCGGCAAGUAUUUACUACUGAAAACAAUGCAUGAUCUACGCGAUAUUGUGCCUCCCUCGAGGAGAAGGGUUAGGAGAGAGGUCACGCCCUGCUCUCGCUAAUGUGGACCUGGGUUCAAGUAGGUGGCAUAAGCAAAGACAUUUUUGAGCGUAGGAUGGCAACUGGAAGUGACUCCUCUUCCCUUUUAUUAUAUUUUAGUUUAGCCUUGACGCUAACAAAUUUGUAUUACUGAGUGUCUUUACUUUUGUAGAGAGGAUUUGCCCGAAAAUUUCCACCUCCGGUUACCAUCCGUCGCUCAAACGCUCGCUAUCCGUUGGUUAUGGCCCUUGCUUCGUGAAGGUUUUCCCUCUUCCAAGAAACAACAGUUCCAAAUUCCAAUUUGAUAAGGAAUGGUGGGCAGAGUAUUGCUACCUCUUAAAGAUUUUUUCAAUUAUAGUGAUUAUGAUUUCUUUUGACCUUUCACAGAAAAAACGGUGAAACGAGAAGCUAUACCAAAACUGCUAAAACUACUCAAGGAACAACAGAAUGACACCUUCCGAGCAGCAGCUAAACCUCCGAAUGAAGGCAACGAAAAUUUCGACGAACUUCGGGACUCCUCGGAAGAUGAAAAUAGCCGAGUAAAAGGCGAACAAGUGACAAGAAUGAAACGAAGAGCUUUCUCGUUCGCUGGCUUACCUGUAUUAGCUUCCAGCACGAUAAGAAAACAGGGUGAGGGUUUUUAUAGCAACAUGACUUUUAAGCAAGGCAGUGACGCAAACAGAGUUCACAAGUCGUUGAGGAGGAGAUCAUACACAGUUGAUUUAAGCAGUGUGAUCGAAAACAUGUCACAAGCAGGUCGCGCGAUGAUGACUAAUGCGAUACACACAGUGUGUGAAGAAAGCCAAGAUGGUCUUGACAUGAGUGACGCGCGAAGUAAAUACCGCAAUGACCCGUGCUAA